AUGAUCAGUGUUCUCCUAUGCUUUCUCUAUUUAUGUAUAAGAACGCAGGCUAUUCUUAAUGGUUUGAAUGGCACGUCGUCCGGUUGGCAAAUUUAUCCUGGUGGUGCUUAUCAUUAUGGUCCAUCGAUACUAAUCGACGAAAAUAAAGACAAUCUCAUUCAUAUGUGGACAUGUUCACAAGGCACAGGUUCGACGCAAUGGGAUGUUAUUCGGUAUCAUAAUUCCAGUGAUUCGGGUAAAACGUGGUCACUGGACGAAAUAGCAUUGGAACCAACAUCUGGCUCUCAGGACACAUAUUCAGCUUGCGAUCCGGGCGUUAUCAAGAUUAAGAGUUACUAUUACAUUGGAUAUACGUCAACAACAAAUCCAAAUGCGACACAAAAUCAGCUGUUUUUAGCACGAUCAUUGACACCAAAUGGAAACUAUGAAAAAUGGAACGGUACCGGUUGGAAUUCAAGUAAUCCUCAACCGAUCGUUGCAUAUCAUGGACCAUCGAGCAAAUAUGGUAUUGGCGAACCAUCUCUGGUUCUCGUUGACAAUCUUAUCUAUGUUUAUUAUACUAAUGCGGAUGAUACAGGUUCAUACACAGAUUUAGCUAUAGUACAACUCAAUGCAACGAACGAAGAUACUUGGCCGUUGUAUUUACAAUAUAAAGGACACGUUAUUAAUCGACGUGUGAAUCUUGGCGAAGAUUCAACUGAUAUAAAAUGGUGUCCGCAAUUACAGCGGUUUAUUGGUGUAACAACCGUUAAUCGAUUUUCUUCUCAAGCAACAGUGGGAGUUUACCAAUCGACAGAUCGAUAUGGUUUACAGUUCCAAUCAACACCUUAUAUUGGUCAUCGUGUUCAAGAAGGUGCACAUAAUAUUGGUAUCAGCGGCUCAACAACAGGUUGGAUUCAACUCGAAAAUCAGUAUCAUUUUGUCUCAUAUGCUUAUCAACCACAAGGUUCAGGUUGGGGCAACUGGCCAACAUAUUUGACACCUAUUCAAAUUGUUCAGUUACCAUUAGGCACUGUUAUUGAUGUUGCAGUGUCGUCAAACGUGAACUGGUCUAUGUCAGGCCCUUUCGUAUGGGAUCAUAAUUUUACCACUUAUUGGUCAUCACAGUCAGCUAAUAAUGAGUUUCUAACCAUCAAUUUGGGUACAGUUUUCUCCGUCAAAACCCUGUCACUCGUUUCACGAAACUUGGGCUAUGGUUUUCCUGUUGAUUUUGCUGUUCGAGCAAGCAACGAUAGUCAAAGCUUCGUUCAUAUUAUAGAUCAACAUUAUACAAAUACCACUACAGUAGUAAAUUGUUCAUUUACCACUCCUAUUCAAGCACGAUAUCUACAAGUUCUACCAAUCACAUAUGGCACAGAUGAACACGGUAUAAAACUAUUUCAAUUAGCUGAAAUUUAUGUUCAAACUAAUUAA
Messenger RNA from Adineta ricciae, 1413 nucleotides. The record is from the annotation of a GenBank genome assembly. NCBI's taxonomy places the organism in Eukaryota, Metazoa, Rotifera, Eurotatoria, Adinetida, Adinetidae.